ACUGAGCGAACUGGUCAUCUUGGAACUGGUUAUAGUACCGUCCGACACGAUACACUGUAAUUUAUAAAGAAAAUGCGCUUCAAAGUUUCUUUUCUCUGUGUGUUUAUUUUGUAUCUAUGUGAUCGAAUGACUGCGGUGGUACUAAGAAAUAACUGCAGCGACUGCAUCGGGUUCAAAUCAUGUACGGCUGCUAUGGUAGCCAUAGAUUUGCAGCUGGUCGCCCUAGAAAUGAGUGGCUUCUGCGGGGUAGACGAUGGUAGGCAACGGAAGGUAUGCUGCGCUAAGGUGACAUCUGGCUUGGAAACCGCUUUGGCCAAUUCUAUUCAUUACCAUCAGAACGUUCUUCUAUUACCGGAUAACUGUGGAAUAGGGGAGGAAGACGGUUAUGCAGACAGAGUUGCAGGCGGGGUCCCGGUACUUGGCCUGUUCGAGUAUCCAUGGAUGGUCUUCAUAUCUUAUAAAACACCGGAUGGCAUCCAGUUCCUGUGUGCCGGUAGCCUCCUCAAUGAUCGUUACGUGUUGACCGCGGCCCACUGUCUCUCAGGGCUGGAAGUGGUCGGAGUGAGGAUACGAGUUUAUGACACGGACUGCCAGGGAGAUUUCGGAUGUGAAGCUAGUUCACAGGAUAUACUCAUAGAAGAAGCAAUUAUUCACCCAGGAUAUGAUCGUAAACCGGUUAUAAGGAAUGACAUCGGACUCUUGAGGCUGAAAAAGCCUGUAGAUCUAUUAUUCAACAACGCUGGCACAGUUUGCCUGCCAGUAACCCGGUCCAUGAGACGCCGCAAUGUAGUGGACCAGCCAGCUACCGUCGCCCACAGGCAGCAAUCGGAGAAAAGCUACGAAUCCGCCACACUGCUAUAUGUCAACGUGUCAAUAUACACUGCUCAGCACUGCCAGGAGCAAUAUAACAGAAACAGACAACACGGCGCAGAAGACGACAUGCAGAACAAGAUCUGCUCCGAUUCCAGUAGCAAAGGUUCCUGCCGAGGGUUCUCUGGAGCGCCCCUAAUGGUGUGGGACAGGUUUGGGGACCGCAACCGAUUUAUCCAGUACGGCAUCGUGUCGUAUGGCCCGAAUCGGUGCGGCACCCUGUAUCCUGAGGUCUACACUGACGUCACCAAGUACAUGGCAUGGGUUUUGAACUCGAUAAAAGCGUAGUAAAAGAAGAAGGCAAAUUAUUUUAUUUAGACAGAUGAUUUUUUGUUAAUGUGUAAUAAAUUGUGUUUGUAAAUG
This is a messenger RNA of Leguminivora glycinivorella, 1233 nucleotides long. Its product is annotated as CLIP domain-containing serine protease 14D-like. Gene Ontology annotation, biological process: proteolysis. The coding region runs from base 73 to 1158 and encodes 361 amino acids. The record is from RefSeq and is a predicted model, not a curated record. The transcript is spliced from 8 exons. NCBI's taxonomy places the organism in Eukaryota, Metazoa, Arthropoda, Insecta, Lepidoptera, Tortricidae. Gene Ontology annotation, molecular function: serine-type endopeptidase activity.